Strongylocentrotus purpuratus (purple sea urchin) is the source of this 4531-nucleotide messenger RNA. RefSeq names its product mucin-17. Bases 1 to 3840 code for a protein of 1279 amino acids. The transcript is spliced from 10 exons. The record is from RefSeq and is a predicted model, not a curated record. Lineage: Eukaryota; Metazoa; Echinodermata; Echinoidea; Camarodonta; Strongylocentrotidae.
AUGGAUAAUUCAACUACAAGCACGCAAAGCAACCCUGAUACAACAGCCGUUCCAGUAUCUACAACUCCUCUUGCAACUACUACUCACACAACUACCGAUUCCACAACAAUUCCAGAAACUUCAACUCCUGAAACAACUAACGAAAUCUUAACAACCCCUCAAAUAACUACGCCUGCCAAAACAACUACCCCUGAUGAAACAACUCCUGAGACAACUCCUGAAACAACUUCCGAUAUCUUGACAACCCCAAAAAUAACUACCCCUGCUAAAACAACUACCCCUGAUGAAACAACUCCUGAGACAACUCCUGAAACAACUUCCGAUAUCUUGACAACCCCAAAAAUAACUACCCCUGCUAAAACAACUACCUUUGAUGAAACAACUCCUGAAACAACUACCGAUAUCACAUCAAUCCCCAAAAUAACUACGCCUGCUAAAACAACUACCUUUGAUGAAACAACUCCUGAGACAACUCCUGAAACAACUUCCGAUAUCUUGACAACUCCCAAAAUAACUACGCCUGCUAAAACAACUACCUUUGAUGAAACAACUCCUGAGACAACUCCUGAAACAACUUCCGAUAUCUUGACAACUCCCAAAAUAACUACGCCUGCUAAAACAACUACCUUUGAUGAAAAAACUCCUGAGACAACUCCUGAAACAACUUCCGAUAUCUUGACAACUCCCAAAAUAACUACGCCUGCUAAAACAACUACCUUUGAUGAAACAACUCCUGAGACAACUCCUGAAACAACUUCCGAUAUCUUGACAACUCCCAAAAUAACUACGCCUGCUAAAACAACUACCCCUGAUGAAACAACUCCUGAGACAACUCCUGAAACAACUUCCGAUAUCACAACAAUCCAAGAAACUACAACUCCUGUUGAAACAACUCCUGAAACAAUCACCGAUAUUAAAACGACACCCAAAGUUACGACGCCUUCUAAAACAACUACCCCUUUUGGAACAACACCUGAAAAAACUACCGAUUCCACAACGAUCCCAGAAACUACAACCAAAGCUACUACAGCUGUCACUGAUGACUGUUCUCAAUCAAACGUCGGGAAACGCUUUGUGUUUGCCUUUCCAAGAAACCAAGAGCUGGGUUCAGAAAGCAAUUUUCUUGUGAUCUCGACUUCCUCCCCACAGGUUGUAAAUGUAGUCGUAAAUGAGUUCAACGGUAAUACAUUCUCGGGUGAGGUUACAGCUAGUAUGAGUCGCUCAUUCAGCCUGUCAGAGAAUUCCCGAUGCACAGGGUCUGGUUUGCAGAACUGCGCUGUAAGGGUCUCAGCAGAUGGCGACAUCUCGGUGAUUGGGUAUAGCGAAUCUGGUCCGUCCGUGGGUAACUUCCUCGCUUAUCCUGUGGGUAGUCUCGGUGACGACUAUGUCGUAGCAAGCUAUAGGCCUACAGAUGGUUACUACUCAGAGUUUACGGUAACUGCAGCUGAUACUGUUGCCCAGGUAACUGUAGAGUUUCCAGAGUUGAUCAGAAACGAUCGAUUAGGGAAUGGCCUUACCGCAGAUCUUCAGUUCCAACUCGAUGCUGGCCAGACCUAUCAGGUUCGGAGCGAUCUGGAUUUGAGUGCUUCCCGAGUGACGUCAACAGCACCCGUGUCAGUAAUCUCAGGAGUAAGCUGCGCCGAAGUACCAUGGGGAUUAAAGUAUUGUGACUAUCUGGUUGAACAAAUGCCUCCUGUCAACACCCUAGGAAAUUCUUUUACUGUGUCAACUUAUCAUGCGCGACCAGAAAGCGGAUUCGACGUCAGAAUAAUAGCCACUCAUGAUAACACUCAUAUCACAUCGGAUGUAGGUAACACCAUCAUUCAUGCAUUUGAAUAUUUUGACACCACUGCAGAGACGUUCGUGGCAUUUGACUUUGAUACUUCAGAGCCUGUUCUCGUCGUCCAAUACCAAAGAGGAAUCUAUGCUGACUACCUCGGAGAACCAUCAAUGUCAAUAAUUUCCCCUAAAAAUCAGUACUCGGUAGGUGCAGUCACUUUCCCUGUUGUCGAUUCAUUCGCCUCUUCGAAUUACGUCGACAUAAUCGUGGCGAUCGAAGACGAAGGCGGAAUCCAGUUGGACGGGGUUCCGUUAGACUCUUUUACCGAUUCUCGUAACACCACUAAAACUUCUACGGUUUGGGGUAAAACACUAACGGGAGGGCUUCAUACAGUGAGUCAUGCAGAUCCAGACGUACCAUUCAGCGUCGUCACUUAUGGUUAUGAUUACUACAUCGGGUACGGAACCACAGCGGGUACCUUAUUGACGCCAUCUUACUGCAGACAGACAACAACAACACAAGUGACAACUGACACAACAACUACGGAUGCAACUACGACUGAUACUGUGACAACUGACGCAACUACCACGGUUGCCUCUACGACGGCUGUGACAACUGACGCAACAACUACGGAUGCAACUACGACUGGUACUGUGACAACUGACGCAACUACCACGGUUGCCUCUACGACGGCUGUGACAACUGACGCAACAACUACGGAUGCAACUACGACUGGUACUGUGACAACUGACGCAACUACCACGGUUGCCUCUACGACGGCUGAUCCACCUGCGGAUGGCAGCUCAAGUGGCACGAACUUCGCAUUCGCUUUUCCCACGAACCAGGAUCACACGGAUAACACAGAAACCUACCUUAUUUUCACCACAACGUCUUCUGGAGCCGUGGCAGUCGUCGUGACUGGGUAUACGUUCUCUUCUUCAUUCUCAAUGGAUGCUUCCGCGGAAUACAUACUGAGAAUUGAACCGAUACCACUCUCGGUCGGUUCUGGACUUCAAAAUAGCACGGUUGUCAUUGAAGCAAGUGAUGAAGUCUCUAUACAGGGUAGAUCGGUCGAUGGGAUAAGUCUUGAGGUAUUCACUCCCAUUUCAAAUACAGGUCUUGGAACUGAAUAUGUCAUUGCUAGCUAUCCUCCUUUGGCAACAGCUGACUAUCAUUCCCAAUUUACCUUGACGACCGGUGAGGCAGGUUCUACCCACGUCACCAUUCGUUUCUCUCAAGAUUACGAGUACACAGGAGAAGUGUACAACCGAAUCAAUCCCCUAGAGCUCGAUCUGGGAACACAUGAAACCGUGCAGUUCCAAAGUUUGAUAGAUUUAACAGGGUCCAGCGUCUCCUCGACCCGACCCGUAUCGGUGGUGUCUGGUGAUAGCUGCGCACAGGUUCCGGUAGAUGUAGAGUUCUGCAAUUACCUGGUGGAACAACUACCGCCUGUUACUCGCUGGGGGAAGAAUGUCGUUUUCACAGGUUUCUACGGUCGGACCAGUGGGACCAUUAUCCGCAUCAUGGUAAGUCUCAGUGGUGCCAACGUGAAUGUCCAGUCUAGAUUCAUCACGGCUCAGACAUUCUCGUCCUCCACCGCUAGCUAUUUUGACUUGGACAUUGGACUCAACACUGAUCCAAUCAGCAUUACGGCCGACAACCCGAUCCUGGUCUUGAUGUAUCACAAGAGCGUCUACACAGACUAUAUCGGCGAUCCCUCCAUGACUAUCGUACCAGCUGUCGAACAAUGGACGUCUGGAAAGGUAACUUUCUUUGUGGUUGAUCAACAGAGUAACCAAGCUGAUGACCACAUUAGUAUUGCCAUAGAAACCGUGAACGAGGCAGGUGUCUUGCUCGACGACCAGUCCGUUUCGACUGCAACAGACGUCGAAACUCUAAGACAUGGUAUCUACACCAUCUAUAGAUUGAGUAUCUCCACCGGCUACCAUACCGUCGAACACCAAGAUGCAACCGUCAGAUUCAGCGUGCUCGUUUACGGAACCAACAUCUACAACAGCUAUGCAUAUCCCGCCAGAAUGGACCUCCCUCUGACUUCAUAAGCAGCGCCUUAACUCAAAGAAAAUCCUGCACUAAAUAUAUCGAUGGGUUUGAAAGUUACAUGUAGUUGGAGAAAGUUAAAGCUAUACUGUCAUCUAGAUAUACCUCUUCACUUAAGCCCGCUGCACAUAAGGCGGUACCACAGUACGACCCAAUAAGGCACAUGCCAAGUUCAUUGUUCAAUAGACCUGUUCACUAACAUAUUAACAUUUAUGAAUGUUUCUUUCCUGAGGACCAAGUGACGAGGUAUUCAACUAUCCUGUUAUUAAUGAAUGAACUACAAUACCUGGAAUCCAGUUUGCAUACAGUAAGUGUUGGUAUGUCGGCCAAGCCUCGGCCAAGUUUUGGGUUGUCAAAAACAACCUCUGUUUACAAAGUAUGCAUACAAUUUGAUAUGUUAGUAUACCUGUCUAUUCAAUAGAGCCAAUGCCGCAAUAAACAGUCAAUAGACCCUCUCUAGAUUACAUUUUGCUUGCGUUAGGUUGUAUGGCAAGCACAUAUUAUUUGUCUCGUUAAUGUAUACAUUUUGUUUGGUAAGGAUUGCUGUCUGAGAGUAAGAAUAUGUUUAUGGAUAGGGAAUGCUCAUUUUUCCCUCGGACAGUAACUGCGUGGAAUGAACUUUCGAAGAUCACCCUUGACGCUACUUCACUGGAGGGCUUCAAGGGAGCGCUUCCACCCAGCAUCUAGACCAAG